Phymastichus coffea is the source of this 1898-nucleotide messenger RNA. It is a transcript of the gene Pen, whose product is annotated as importin subunit alpha-5. Gene Ontology annotation, molecular function: nuclear import signal receptor activity; protein binding. Gene Ontology annotation, cellular component: cytoplasm; nucleus. The transcript has 7 exons. Bases 149 to 1714 code for a protein of 521 amino acids. Lineage: Eukaryota; Metazoa; Arthropoda; Insecta; Hymenoptera; Eulophidae. The record is from RefSeq and is a predicted model, not a curated record. Gene Ontology annotation, biological process: NLS-bearing protein import into nucleus.
CUGUCGGCGCCAUUAACCGUUGUCACAUUGUUCAUCGCGCGGGUCGCGGAAUAUAUUUCAGGUUCUUUCAUCACGGCUUUCGUUAAUUGAUUUUAAUCCACAAUCGAAGAUUUAUAGUUACUUAUCUCUACCAUAAUUAUUUAGCAAAAUGCCUGCUCCAGACAUGAACACGAAUGCUAGGAUUUUAAAGUUCAAGUUUCAAGGAAAAUCGGAUGAAGCUCGAAGGAGGAGGACAGAAGUGUCAAUUGAGUUACGGAAAGCUCAUAAGGAUGAUCAAUUGCUUAAGAGGCGUAACAUCAAUCUCGAAGAUAAUGAGCCCCUUAGUCCACCAAGUGAUCAAAAGUCUCCUGUUCUUAACAUGAGCAUUGAUGAAAUCAUUACUGGUAUGAAGUCUUCUGAUGAAGCAGUGCAACUUCAAGCCAUUCAAGCUUGUAGAAAAAUGCUCAGUCGCGAAAGGAAUCCACCCAUUAGUGACAUGAUUGAGAAGGGAGUAGUACCUUUAUGUGUUGAAUUCUUGGAACCUCAUAGAAACACAGUACUGCAGUUUGAAGCUUGCUGGGCAUUGACAAAUAUUUCUUCAGGAACAUCUGAUCAAACACAAGUUGUAAUAAAGUAUGGAGCUAUUCCAAAAUUAAUUGAAUUGUUAAAAUCUCCGUCUACAAGUGUAGCUGAGCAGGCUGUAUGGGCAUUGGGUAACAUUGCUGGUGAUGGGCCAAAUCCAAGAGAUGUAGUACUUAGGGAAGGAUCCUUGCCGCUAUUAAUAGCACUCAUUGGUCCUGAAACUUCUAUGUCUUUUGUACGCAAUAUUGUCUGGACCCUGUCAAACUUGUGCAGAAAUAAAAAUCCAGCGCCACCAUUUGAAAUUGUUAAGGAGGCAUUGCCUCUUCUUAACCGACUUUUGAGUUAUCCUGAUAAAGAUGUCUUAGGUGAUGCAUGCUGGGCACUGUCGUAUUUAACAGAUGGUCCAAAUGAGAGAAUUCAAACAGUAUUAGAGUCAGGCAUAGUUCCAAAGUUGGUUGAAUUACUUGGCUCACCAGAUGUUACUGUUCUUACACCUGCUCUUCGUUGUGUAGGAAACAUUGUGACUGGUAAUGAUGCUCAAACAGAUUCAAUUAUUAGUGCUGGUGGUUUAAAGUAUCUUAGUGCACUGUUGCAACAUAAAAGGGUCAUUAUUGUCAAAGAAGCUGCUUGGACAAUAAGUAAUAUUACAGCAGGUAAUACAGAACAAAUACAGCAUGUAAUUAAUGCUGGUUUAAUUCCACCUUUAAUACACGUGUUGAAUGUGGGAGAUUUCAAAUCUCAAAAAGAAGCAGCAUGGGCUAUUACUAAUUUGACAUCUGGAGGCAAUGUAGCUCAGCUUGCUUACUUAGUUCAACAAGGAGUUCUGACACCGUUCUGUAAUCUCCUUGAUUCAAUGGACAUGAAAUGCAUUCUUGUCGUUCUCGAUGGUUUGACAAAUAUUUUGAAUGCUGCAGAAAAGAUGGGAGAAGUUGAUAAAGUAGCGUUGAUGAUAGAGGAAGUUGGAGGCUUGGAUCGAAUUGAAGCUUUACAAACACACGAGAAUCAACAAGUUUAUCAGAAGGCUGUGGCUAUUAUUGAUGCCUUUUUCUCCGAAGCGGAAGCCGAUCCCAAUGUGGCUCCAGCUAGUAAUGAAAAUGGUCGACUCGAGUUUCAAGCAGCCACUACCGCGCCACAAGGUGGUUUUCAGUUUUAAAUUCAAUUCUAAUUUUUAUUUCUUAGUUUUAGUUGUUUGUAUAUACCAUUACUAUGUUAAUGAAUAUCAGCGUAGAAUAAUUACAAUUUGAAAUUAUCUGAUGUUUAGUUUCAUGUUUAUACAACAGUGCACCUUGUACCUAUUUUAGUAAUUUUUUUCUAUUUUUAUAUCAAAUAAAAAUUGU